Molecule: messenger RNA, 1914 nt
Organism: Ixodes scapularis (black-legged tick)
Lineage: Eukaryota; Metazoa; Arthropoda; Arachnida; Ixodida; Ixodidae
Exons: 2
Coding region: 1-1914 (637 amino acids)
Molecular function (GO): catalytic activity
Source: RefSeq, a predicted model, not a curated record
AUGACGAACGGUCACGGUUUGAAAUGUGUGCGCUUGUUUAUGCUUUGGUUUGCGCUCUCAACGCUUCGGUACUCUUCGCCUGCGGCGCUCUUUCCACGCAAACACCUCGCGACGCAACAUGACCAUCGUCAAGCAUAUUUCGAUCGUCUGGAGUGGAGCACAGCGGCGGCACUCACUCGCGGAUUCGCUAAGCCUACCCGCUUCGGCCCGAACCCGUCACCGGCGAAGAGCCGGACGUACUGCCGCCCGACCUCCGUCCUUCAACCUCAUGUGUGCUUGAUUCUGCUCUGUGCUGGCGAUGUACCGCUCAACCCCGGACCGUGUCCUACUUGCCCUCGCUGCUGCAGGCCGCUCUACGACAGCGUGGCGGCAUUACAAUGCGACGGGUGCAACAUCUGGGUCCACAGGAAAUGUGAGCAGCUCUCACUGCCUACCUAUCGGCGUCUGUCGAACUGCACAGAACCAUGGUACUGCGGCGUGUGCCAGCUGCCAUCGUUUGACGACAGCCUGUUCGAAGCGCCGAAGCAGCCUGCACUAACGGCGAUCGCAUCACCUACCACAGCCGGAGACAGACCCAGCCCGACCGUCCCGACUGCGUCAACGAGAAGGAAUGCAAAGCAAUUGAAAAUUUGGUACUCCAACGUAAGAUCAGUGAGAAACAAGAUAAAAGAGUUAAACACUUUACUUCAAUCAACAGACGACACUGUGUUUACCCUCGCCGAAACAUGGCUGGACUCGGCGACAUGCGACGGCCAGAUCGUCGACACCACCCGGUACCAGGUGUUCCGGAAAGAUCGCUCGACGUCCCGCGGGGGUGGGGUCAUGGUGCUCGCCCCAUCCCACCUUGCUUGCCGCCGCCGAUACGACCUCGAACAGGAUACAUUGGAGGCCAUCUUCGUAGAAUUUCGGAACUCCCGGAGCAAAUUUCUCCUAGCCUGUAUUUACAUUCCCCCUCACGAACAAACACUGGUAUUCGAAAGCCUCCAAAUUUCCAUCGACAGACUUGUGGAACAGCGCUCAUCGUACACAAGCAUCUACCUGCUUGGAGACUUUAACGUGCACAUCGAUUGGAGUGAUCUCUCGUCCCCCAUCCCGUCCACCCCAGCGUCCCAGCAGCUCCUCGACAUGAUGGAACCUGCUGGAUUUGUCCAGCUGUGCAACGACCCCACAUACCGGUCGCCAGCAGGAAAGGAGUCCCAACUCGACCUGUGUUUCACCACAAAUCCCACUCUCGUAUCAGACUGCUACGCCCAGGACAGUUUACUUGGAUGUGAUCACAAGGCCAUACAUAUCCAUAGUUACACCUCAUUUCCCCGCCAGGGUCGCUUUGCCCGUAUGGUACACCGCUAUGCGCAGACAGGCUUUACCCACCUCUGCAAGCUCCUCCACCUUGCCCCAUGGUCAAUGGUGCUGACUGAACCCUCUCCAAACGACAUGUACGAGCUCUGGCUCGACUUUAUGGCCGCUAUUCAAGCCGAAACUGUCCCUCAUUUUCAUGCCUCCAAGAGGAGAAGGCCGCCAUGGAUAUCCAACGACAUCGUAAAGAUCGCACAAAGAAAGCGCCAACUCUUCAACAGAGCACGGGAACGACACUGCCAGUCCAGCUACACUGAAGCCAAGAAAUUGCAGAGGGAAGUAAAGAGGCUCGUGCACAUAUCGCAUCAGGAUUAUGUCACGAGUAUCGCAGCCCGAGCAGCCAAAGAGCCCAAGUUAUUCUGGGCCUAUUCCCCUCAAGACCACCACCAGCACCAACCUCAAUCAUCGACAGCCCUGCAUCAUCCCCUCAGCCCAUUCUCUCGUCACUAUCAAUCACAGAACAGGAUGUACAUGACUCAGUGUCCUCCAUCCGCACAGCCCAGAACCCUGGGCCAGACCAAGUGCAUCCUGCAUUUUUCAAGCUCUCUGCCCCUGUAA